AAAUCUUAAAUCAGAUAUCAGAGGCGUUUGAGGGUCAAAGUGUGCUGACGUGGAAGAUUACCUAGUAUUGUGCUACUGGGCACUGAUAUCGCGAACCCUGUUUUUUGCAUGCAUAAACCACAAACAUUUCUUAUGUUUUUGACAUGAGCGACCAGGAACUUAAAAAAAAAAAAAAGCAACGAAGGAAAAUUGUAAGCCCGAUUCCGCUAGUUUUAAGUGAAACUGGCAUUGCUGGAGAUAUUACGAAGCGCUUGAACUACAGCUUCUGCUUAUGGGCGGUUCUCAGUGAGAUCAGGACAAGCGUGCGACGUGAAGGGUCACUGGCUUGUGAAAGAGGAAGCGAAGGUUUCAGUGACCAAGUAUUUUUUAAAAGGGGUAUUUGGAAAUGUAGAUUAUACAAUAUUUUUGCUUUGUGAUAAUAGCUAACGAAAGCACCGUAUUUUCACGUUCGUUGCUCUGGUGUGACGAAUAAGCAAAAACAACCUUUGUCUUAAGCAAAGACUUAGGAGUAAAAUAAAACUAACUUUUGUGUUGCUCUUAUAAUUUAUUUAUUUUUAAUCAGUUUUGUCUGGUUAAGUGUGACAACAACUUUGACAGUCGGCUGAAGCUCCUGUGCACGCAGUAGCUCGCCCCCUGGUGUUGAGUUUUGUGUAGCGCACCCAUGUCAUGUGGCUUCCUCUGGUGGCUCUGGGUGCUAGCCUCCUGGGCUCAGGAGUAGCCUUGCUGCUGCUACUGUGGAAGAAAGAUGUGAGCUGGAGGCUGAAGGGACAGAAGAGGCCACUGGGCAGCCUGUUGAGCCACUACCUGGUCCUGAGGGUGGUGGGCUGGCUGGGGAGGCGACAGCGACAGCGACUGGAAACUGACACACUGGAUAUAAGGAGGGUGCAGGAGGAUACCUUACUGCAACGCAUCCACAGGAACCAGAACACGGAAUAUGGACAGCUGUACAGAUUCGCUGAGAUUAAAAAUGCUGAGAUGUUCCAACGGCUCCACCCGUUGACCCGCUAUGAUCACUACAGUGAGUUCAUCAGGAGAGUGGCGCGGGGGGAGGAGAAUGUCCUGAUUGCGGAGCGGCCCUCCAUCCUGGCCAUGACCUCGGGCUCCAGCGAUAUGCUCCUGAGCACCAGAGCCACUGACAGAGAGUUCUUUAUGCAGGGGAUUGCAGUGGGCCUGCAUGCCAUGUUCAACACCUUCCCGGAGACCCAGAGCCUGCAGAAAACAGCCAAGCUCUGGUACACCCCGACCUGGCAGCAAUCCGAGGCGGGCAUCCCAAUCGGAACCAACUCCUCGACCCACAACUCGUCACGCCACGUGCUGAACCUCUACUCUACACCGGCCCCCGCUUUCCAGAUUCCCACGGAGCCCGAAACUCUCUACAUCCACCUCCUCUUCGCCCUCAAAGACCCCACGCUUGGGACCCUUGAGGCUAACUUCGCCUCCAUCAUCUACUACGCCUUUGAUGCCUUGAGGGAGCGCUGGCAGGAGCUGGUGGAGGAUAUCCGGCAGGGCAGAGUGAACCCACAACUGGGCAUCGCUGCGGACGUGCGAGAGAAGCUGGACUCCCUCCUCCGACCGGACCCCUGGCGUGCUGCCGAGCUCGGCACCCAGUUUGAGAAGGGUUUCCAGGGUAUCGCGCGCAGGCUGUGGCCCGACCUCAACCUGGUGUUAACGGUGGACUCGGGUUCAAACUCACUCUACGGAGAUCUCCUCAAAGAUCAUUACUGCCAGGGAUUGCCCUUCUAUUCCCCAGUCUACGCUGCCACAGAAGGUCUGAUUGGAGUGAAUCUGUGGCCUGGGAGCCCCGAGCGGCACUACCUGCUGUGCCCGCGCUCCAUGUUCUGUGAGUUCAUCCCGGUGGGCAGCCUGGAGGAGCAGCAGCCCCAGACCCUGCUCAUGGACCAGGUGAAGGAGGGCGAGUGCUACGAGUUGGCUGUCAGCAACGCAGCGGGGCUGUGCAGGUGUCGUAUUGGAGAUGUCGUGAAGGUGGUUGGGUUCUACAAUCAGUGCCCCAUUGUGGAGUUCAGGUACAGACACAGUCAGAUGCUAAAUGUACGUGGAGAGAAGACCUCAGAGGAAGUGUUUUAUCGGGCGCUGCAGCGGGCCGUUCAGCUGUGGCCCGGGGCUGAGCUGAUUGACUACUGCUGUGUGGAGAGCGGCCUUCUGGGCCACUUUUCGGGAGGCUCAGACCCCCAUUAUGAAGUUUUUGUGGAGCUCAAAGGAGUCCGGAACCUGUCUGAAGACCAGCGCUACAAGCUCGACCGCUGUCUCCAAGAAGACUCUGCUGUGUAUAAAUCAUUCAGGCUGAAGGGGAGCAUCGGUCCAAUGAGAGUGCAGCUGGUGGGGGGCGGGGCUUUCCGGGAGCUGCGCAGUCACAUGCUGGCUUCCUCCUCCCCCUCCUCCUCCCCCAACACCUUCAAAAUGCAUCGCGUGCUGCGUAGGAGCGAGUUUGCGCAGUUCAUCCAAGGGAAGAUUAUCUCCUAGUGGAGGAAUAGUAACUAGAAAGCCGCUGUUGGGCAGCGUGCACUUUUAUAAUCCUGGUUAGGCGUUUUGAUUGGGCCUUCUGUUCGGAAGUGAUGCAGUGAUAAAAAGCCUGCUCUUAACGACUGGGGUGGGAAAACGACAACGGCUGUUUUACAGCUUCUAAAAACAGCAGGGACGUGUUUGAUUUUGCACCUGUACGGGCCCGUUUAUGUGUUGCAACCAAUGGUUAAUAUUUAUUUGUGGUUAAAGUAUAGUAAAGCAAGUGAAAUUCAGAGUAUAGGCUUAUGGAAAGUAUAGAAGGUAACUUCCCUGAUCACUCAAUUCCUCUGAUGCCUCCCAGUUCUUUUUUUUUUUUUUGACUAAUAACCACCCAAUUGACUAGUUCCUUUAUGAGCAGGAUGGAGGUCUUUUAAACAGCUCAUGCAAAGCCAUUCCCAGCAACCACAGAUCUCCCUCCUCCUCAUACGAACCCUGGUGUACGUGUGAAGACGCAACGUGUAGCUCUAAUAAUCACUAAUGUCCAAACCCAUUCAUUUGUCAGGGCCUCUUUAAGGAGGCUGUGCUGCAUUUAACUGACCUUGACAGGCUGAGGGAUGAAUGGUGGCUGAUAAAUGAGGGCGGAACAGGCAGAGCUCCUGCCAGUUGCAGUGAUUGGUUUGAAAGACUAGGGAAAGCCUAAUCUUCUCAAGGUCCCUAUUGCUGGGUCUGUAGCUGAUGUAUGCCUUUUAUUUAGAUUAUGAUAGAUGCAAGCUGUUUUCAGGCAUACACAAAGGCUGAUUGGGUAUACCCUUAAGAUAUUAAGCAGGGGUUUCAUAAUAGAGAUGCUUCUAAAAAUAGAGAAAGGAAUAGAAAACGCAUUUGAAUGUUAUGGAUGCUGGCACUGACAAGGACGAUAUACAGUUUUAUAUAAAUAUCACAGAUACAUCUCAAUAGUGCAGCACUAAUACAAAGAGAGACCUAAGUAGACCACGUUCAAUAAAACAAAAGUACAACAAUAUAAUAAUUCCAAGCAAUUACUUUGAUUGCUUGACUGACUGAUUGGUUGAUUGACUGACUGACUGACUGGAAUCUGCAAAAAAAAUCCAACCUGCCCUACAGAAUAUAACCUGAUUUUUUUAAACAUAAUAAUGUAGGUAAUUGUUUCUGUUAAAGGAACACAGCCUCUUCAUUGCUGCUGAAAGCGUUAACAGAUUCCCAGGCGUGAUUAACUGCUGUUUAACUUGUUUGCUAAAGGACUUUCCCCUAAUGACUGAAGACUGCUCAUUUUCACAUCAACGUUAUCAACUGAUGGAAACUGCACUGUUAACUGUAUAUCAAGAUCACUGCGCCACGGAAAAUUAUACUCUGCUUUUAUACA
Molecule: messenger RNA, 3838 nt
Organism: Polyodon spathula (Mississippi paddlefish)
Lineage: Eukaryota; Metazoa; Chordata; Actinopteri; Acipenseriformes; Polyodontidae
Gene: ghdc
Product: GH3 domain containing
Exons: 10
Coding region: 667-2481 (604 amino acids)
Cellular component (GO): cytoplasm
Molecular function (GO): acid-amino acid ligase activity
Source: RefSeq, a predicted model, not a curated record